AUGGGCGCGAAAUGGUCAGAUUUCAGCGCGGGAGAUGCAGAUCUGGUCGCGCGGAGUGCAGAUCUGGUCGCGCGGAGUGCAGAUCUGGGCACGCGGAGGGCAGAUCUGGGCGCGCGAAGUGCAGAUCUGGUCGCGUGGAGUGCAGAUCUGGUCGCGCGGAGGGCAGAUCUGGUCGCGCGGAGGGCAGAUCUGAGCGCGCGGAGGGCGGAUCUGGGCGGGAGGAGUGCAGAUCUGGAUCUAGGCGCGGGAGGAGUAGAUCUGGUCGCAGGGAGUGCAGAUCUGGGCGCUGGAGGAGUAGAUCUGGUCGCAGGGAGUGCAGAUCUGGGCGUUGGAGUUGCAGAUCUGAGCGCGGGGAGUGCAGAUCUGGGCGCUGGAGUUGCAGAUCUGAGCGCGGGGAGUGCAGAUCUGGGCGCUGGAGUAGCAGAUCUAAGCGCGGGGAGUGCAGAUCUGGGCGCUGGAGUAGCAGAUCUGAGCGCGGGGAGUGCAGAUCUGGGCGCUGGAGUUGCAGAUCUGGACGUGCCUUGGAGGGCAGCGCCUUAG
Messenger RNA from Closterium sp. Naga37s-1, 540 nucleotides. The record is from the annotation of a GenBank genome assembly. NCBI's taxonomy places the organism in Eukaryota, Viridiplantae, Streptophyta, Zygnematophyceae, Desmidiales, Closteriaceae.